AUGUUACUGUCAAGUAGAGGUCAAACAGGAGUUAGCCUCUCUCCACACAAACACAUACUCCAGCUACAGGAUGAUCAUAUACUCCCCAGUAGUUAUACCAGAGGGAUACCUGGUUUACCACCUCUGCCUCCAGAUUUCAUUGAAGGAGCUUCAGUUCUGUAUCAGAUUGUCCUUCAAAACAGCCAAGUUCCUCCCAUAAUGCAAGACAUUUCAUGGCCCUUGGCAAUUCCAUACAAAGAGCAACGCUAUUUCAGAAGCCCAAGCGAAUCAAUCGCCAACAACUACACGCCGUCGGCAAACAACAUGAAAAUAAAAGAUUUACAAAAGAAAUUCUCGAUUCCUAAGGAACCCAAAGUGAUUUCGUCCUGCAUACCUCAGAAUCAACCCCAUUUUCAUAGAAGUCGACCAAUGACCCCAAUGGAGCAGAUGAAUAUAAUCAUCGAACAGGAAGAAGAGAUCGAAGAAAUAAAAGGAAGCCCCUCUCGAAGAGAUUAUGAGAGAUACCUUCAUUACAUUGAACACGGAAUCCAAAAUCACAUGCUGGAACCACAAGACCCAGAACAGAUCAAUCGAAUACAAAAACUUUUAUCGAACGAACUGAAAACUGUGGCUUCCUUGCAGGAAUUGCGUACUGAGUUGAUUGAAGAAAUUCACAAUGAUUACGUUUACAGCCUUAGGAAAAGCAUUGUUGACUACAUCCUAAAGGAUCCUUCUGAAAGAAUGAGGCUUUUUGUUUGUUGCAUCCCUCGCUCUUUCCCUCGUAGAAUAAUUCGUGCCCCAGUCCCUUGGCACCAAACCUACAAUGAAGCUAAGACAUGGAACGGAUAUCAUCUCUUCAGUAUCAAUCCAACAAUGCUUUACCUACAGGAUCUCUGGUUUUCACAGUUUAGUAACGUGCGUUUUAUUCAACUCGAUGAAUUGCGUGUGGCCAGUCUGCCGCUGCUUCCUGAGGAGUUUGAAACCCUUAUUCAAAAUCAGUGUUUGGAGGCUCGAAAUAUCUUUCAAGACAGGUGGCUACCAGCCUGUGCUUCUGUUUUCCUCGCCCAUAAAGAAAACUGGAUGCAUCUGGUGCCUCUGAACGACUGCGAUUCUACUCAGCAAGUCAGAGAGUUCUUUGCGUGCGCCGCCUCUCUCAUGUCCCUGCAACUCAGGGAGGCCGUGAUCAGCUCUCUGCAGGAUCUCCUCUCGUUUUUCUCAGUGCACAAGACCGGGAAUGAUUUUGGAAAGGAAUACAACGAACUACUAUACGUCUUUCCCCAAAUCAUGAUCAUCAAACUGAGAGUGGAGGAACCGAAAAUUGUCUUUGAACCAAACCUGAACGAAUGCUGGGAUCUGAUCAAAAGAGCCUUCAUGGAAAUCCUAACCAACGCUGAGGGAAUCCCCAGGGUGGAAUGUGAACUCUUCCCAGAAAUUCCGGGUGAAAAACUUGUACUUCGUACAGUAAGAGCAGAGGAAUUUCUUGUCAGUGAUUUUGUCAACAAAGCCUUGGAAACGUUUCAUGUAAAUACCAUCGGUCCUCAAAAAUAUCUCAACGUGUACAAAAUCUACAACUCUCUUUUGAACAAUGUGGCUGAGCAAGAUAUUGAUAAUUUUCUGAAGGAGAAACAUUCCUUGGAAGCAUUUGUAAAGAAAAUCGAGAGUUUACAGAACCUGAGGAAUGAAAUAGCUUCAAUGCAUAUUACCAUCCCGCUCGCUAUGUUUUGCCUUGACGCUGUUAACCUGAACGCAGACCUCUGCUCUCGUGCUGAGAAACUGAAGGAGCGUUUAAUCCAUUCUGUGGUGGAGGAAAAUCGUAAUCUUAAUAACAGUAUAUGUCAGCGUUAUGACGAGAUCGCCAAUCGUAUCAGUGAAAUACCAGAGACCACAGAAGAGCUGGUCAUUCUUGACCAAUUCCUGAAGAAAGCCAGCGAGGUCACUGUGUACAAGCUGAAAGAUGAAAUCUAUGAAGCGGCAGAGAGACUGGAUUUCCUCCUGGACUACGCAACACUAGUGUAUGAAGAUAUCAAGCUGAAUAGUCAGGUGUUUCAUUGGCCGGAACAAAUCUACAAUCUGCUCGACUUCCACCGCAGCCGUUUGAUGAACAGGAGGGAUCACGCAGAGGAGGAACUGAGGAAACAAAUCAAAGAAUUCGAGAAGAAGCUUGUCAUGUACAGCAAAGAAGUUGAUAGCUUCAAGAAAAAAGAAGUUGUAACCACUGAGGAAAUGAGGAACAAUGUGGAAAAACUCAGCGAAUUGACUAAGAAUCUGGAUACAGCCUUGGAAGAGCUAGAGGCCAUCAAUCGAGAGGAGGAGCUGCUGGAGCACCAGCUGACCCAUUUCCCUAUGCUCCUGACCACCAUCAGCAACAAGCAACCUUAUGAUCAGCUGUGGAAGACAGCAUAUAACUUCUACACCAAAUCAGAAAUGUGGCUGAAUGGACCAUUUCAAAACUUAAACGCCGAAGAAAUUACCGAAGAGGUGGCCACAAUGUGGAGAACAAUGUAUAAACUGACAAAGACAUUCGCUGACCAGGCUGGGCCCAAACGGGUAGCAGAGAAUGCUAAACUUAAAAUUGAGAAAUUUAAGCCACACUUACCAAUUCUCUCUACCAUCUGCAAUCCUGGGAUCAAGGAACGACACUGGGAACAGAUCAGCGUCGUUGUUGGGCAAGACGUCAAGCCUACUGCAAACACCACCUUGAUGGACAUGUUGGAAAUUGGAUUUGCCAACUUCAACGCACAACUGGAGGAGAUUGGAGUAGCAGCAACCAAAGAGUAUUCGCUGGAGAAAUCUCUUGAAAAGAUGAAGUCCGAAUGGGUGGACCUCACCUUCAAUUUCACCAAAUACCGAGAGACUAACAUCAGCAUUCUGUCUGCGGUAGAUGAUAUCCAAAUGCUACUGGAUGAUCAUAUCAUCAAAACACAGACUAUGUGUGGAUCCCCGUUCAUCAAAGCAAUUGAAGUAGAGUGUAAGCAAUGGGAGGUGAAAAUCACCAUGAUGCAGAACAUUUUAGAUUCCUGGUUAAAGUGCCAGGCCACCUGGCUGUACCUGGAGCCGAUCUUCAGCUCUGAGGACAUCAUCGCUCAGAUGCCCGACGAAGGUCGGAAGUUUGGCAUUGUGGACAGGUACUGGAAAGAUAUCAUGACAGAAGCGGUGAAAGAUACACGGGUUUUGGUAGCGACAGAUCAGCCAAACAUGUUUGAAAGGCUUCAGGAGUCGAACGUACUUUUAGACGAGAUCCAGAAAGGACUCAAUUUAUACCUGGAGAAGAAAAGACUUUAUUUCCCAAGGUUCUUCUUCUUGUCCAACGAUGAGCUGUUGGAGAUUCUCUCGGAAACCAAGGACCCGCUUCGAGUUCAGCCCCAUCUGAAAAAGUGCUUUGAAGGAAUAGCAAAGCUUGAGUUCACUGAUCAGCUCGAGAUAACGGGCAUGAUCAGCUCCGAGAAGGAAACUGUACCGUUUGUUAAGAAAAUCUUUCCAGCAAGAGCAAAGGGGAUGGUGGAAAAAUGGCUGCUGCAGGUUGAGGGGAUGAUGCUUGACAGUGUGAAGCACGUCCUUCAGCAAGGUGUGGGGAAUUAUGUUCAGGUUCAUCGUAAGAAAUGGGUUCUCCAUUGGCCUGGACAGGUGGUGAUCUGUGUGUCUACAAUCUACUGGACCAGUGAGGUCUCCGAAGCGAUCAGGGACGGGAAGCUAACAGACUAUCUGAAGAAAAGCAACGAACAGAUCAGUGACAUCGUGGAGCUGGUGCGAGGGAAGCUGUCCGGUGGAGCACGGCUGACUCUCGGAGCACUUACUGUUAUUGACGUACACGCUCGUGACGUGGUGGCUCUCCUCAAAGAGGAACACAUCUCAAACCUGAACGAUUUCCAGUGGAUUUCCCAGCUGAGAUAUUACUGGGAGGAGAACGAUGUGUCUGUGCGCAUGAUCACAACAGAGCUGAAAUAUGGCUAUGAGUAUUUGGGCAAUUCUGCACGGCUUGUCAUUACGCCUCUCACUGAUAGAUGCUACAGGACCUUGAUGGGGGCCUUAAAGUUAAGUCUCGGGGGUGCCCCAGAGGGUCCCGCAGGAACUGGCAAAACAGAAACAACAAAAGAUUUGGCAAAAGCUGUAGCCAAGCAGUGCGUCGUUUUCAACUGCUCAGAUGGGCUCGAUUAUAAAGCCAUGGGGAAAUUUUUCAAAGGCCUGGCACAAGCGGGAGCUUGGGCUUGCUUUGACGAGUUCAACAGAAUCGAGGUUGAGGUGCUGUCUGUAGUUGCACAACAGAUUCUCAGCAUUCAACAAGCUAUUCUUCGCAAACUCAAGAGAUUCAAUUUUGAGGGCACGGAGCUUGCUUUAAACCCCACAUGUUCAGUCUUUAUUACCAUGAAUCCCGGCUAUGCUGGCAGAGCUGAACUCCCCGACAAUUUGAAGGCUCUGUUCCGGACAGUCGCUAUGAUGGUGCCAGACUACGCUCUGAUCGGUGAAAUUUCUCUUUACUCAAUGGGAUUUAUAGACUCCCGAAGCCUUGCCCAGAAGAUUGUAGCUACCUACCGGCUGUGCUCGGAGCAGCUCUCAUCGCAGCAUCACUACGACUAUGGAAUGCGAGCGGUCAAAUCCGUCCUGACUGCAGCCGGCAACCUGAAGCUGAAGUACCAGCAAGAGAACGAGAGCGUCUUGUUGCUGCGAGCCCUGUUGGACGUCAACUUGGCCAAGUUUUUGGCCCAGGAUGUGCCUCUGUUUCAGGGCAUCAUAUCUGACCUGUUCCCUGGUGUGGUGCUGCCCGAACCAGAUUAUGAGGUCUUCCUCGAGGCUCUGAAUGCAAAUAUCAAGAAGUUGAAGCUUCAACCUGUUCCGUGGUUUAUCGGGAAGAUCAUUCAGAUUUAUGAGAUGAUGAUGGUGCGUCAUGGAUUUAUGAUCGUCGGGGAUCCAUUGAGUGGUAAAUCCUCUGCCUACAAAGUUUUGGCUGGAGCCCUCGGUGAUCUGUUUGCAGGUGGGCUAAUGGAGGAGUUUGCGGUUCAAUAUCGGGUAAUAAAUCCCAAGUCUAUCACCAUGGGGCAGCUGUACGGCUUCUUUGACCCUGUAAGCCACGAGUGGACAGACGGAGUCCUCGCCACCACCUUCCGUGAACAGGCGGUGUCUGUCUCUGAGAAGCGCAAGUGGAUUAUAUUUGACGGACCCGUCGACGCUGUCUGGAUCGAAAAUAUGAACACCGUGCUGGACGAUAACAAGAAAUUAUGCCUGAUGAGCGGUGAGAUUAUCCAGAUGAGUUCCAAAAUGAGUUUAAUCUUUGAGCCGGCUGACCUGGAGCAGGCCUCUCCCGCCACUGUCAGCAGAUGUGGCAUGAUUUACAUGGAGCCCCACCAGUUGGGUUGGUUACCUCUGAAGAAUUCGUACAUGGACACUUUACCACAGUCUCUCACCCCUGAACACAAAGAACUGAUCAACGACAUGUUCCACUGGCUGAUGGCACCUUGCUUGGAAUUCAUCCGACUAAAUUGCAAGUUCUUUGUGAAGACAUCUCCCAUCCACCUCGCCUACACGAUGAUGCGUCUUUACACCAGCUUAAUGGAUGAAAUCGCUGAAUCGGGAAAGGAGGAGAAGGAGAGCAUGUCGAGCCAGCAGAUUACCCUGUGGCUGCAGGGUCUGUUCCUCUUUGUUAUGGUGUGGGCUGUGGCCUCAACAAUCACCGGGGACAGUCGCAAGAAAUUUGACGUUUUCUACCGUAACCUGAUUUUGGGGAUGGACGACAAUAAUCCCCGGCCAAAGAGCGUGAAACUUACCAAGAACAACAUCUUUCCCGAAAGAGGGAGUGUCUACGACUAUUAUUUCCACAAGCAAGCCAGCGGGCAGUGGAACACGUGGACUGAUUACAUCAGCAAGGAAUCGGAGGCCAUCCCCACCAAUGCAAAGGUUUCAGAUCUCAUUAUCCCGACCAUGGAAACAGCUAGGCAGAGUUUCUUCUUAAACACCUACGUAAAACACAAAAUAUCUAUGCUGUUUGUGGGCCCCACUGGCACAGGAAAAUCUGCCAUGACGAACAAAUUCCUCAUGCUCCUGCCCAAAGAGAAGUAUAUUCCCAACUGUAUCAAUCUCUCUGCCAGAACGUCCGCAAAUCAAACCCAGGACAUUAUCAUGUCCAAGCUGGACAGGAGAAGGAAGGGAAUCUAUGGCCCACCUUUGGGAAAGGAAUCCAUUGUGUUUGUAGACGAUCUGAACAUGCCUGCAAAAGAGAUCUAUGGAGCGCAGCCACCGAUCGAGCUCCUUCGACAGUGGCUGGACCAGGGCCACUGGUACGAUAGGAAAGACACAUCAAAGCUUCACAUUGUGGAUGUGUUGUUCCUGUCAGCAAUGGGGCCGCCUGGUGGUGGCAGGAAUGACAUAACUGGCCGCUUCACUCGCCAUCUGAACAUAAUCUCCAUCGAUUCAUUUGACGAUGAUACGAUGGUAAAGAUCUUUACUUCCAUCACAGACUGGCACUUUAACCAAGGGUUUGAUGCCACCUUUAUCCGAUUGGGUAAGAUACUGGUGCAAGCUACCAUGUCGGUUUACAAGGCUGCUAUGGACAAUUUCCUCCCAACUCCUUCCAAAUCCCAUUAUGUGUUCAAUCUGCGAGAUUUCUCUCGAGUCAUCAGAGGGGUGCUGCUCUGUCCGGGAACCCAUCUUCAGGAGGGAGAGAAACUAAUCCGUCUCUGGAUUCAUGAAGUUUACAGAGUCUUUUAUGACCGGUUGAUUGAGGAGCAGGACCGAGAAGUCUUCUUCCAAAUAAUUAAAGAAACCACAUCGAGUUGCUUCAAACAAUCUGUGGACAAGGUUUUAAGCCAUUUGACUCCAUCAGGGAAAGUGACCGAUGAAAAUAUUCGCAGCCUGUUCUUCGGAGAUUACCUGAACCCAGAUGCUAACGUGAAGGCCUACGACGAGAUUAUGGACCUAAAGCAACUUACAUCGAUCAUGGAAUUCUACCUGUCCGAGUUCAACAAUGUUAGCAGAACUCCAAUGUCCUUGGUCAUGUUUAAGUUUGCCAUCGAACACGUCUCCCGAAUAUGCCGAGUGCUUAAGCAGGACAAUGGUCACCUGCUUCUGGUUGGCAUCGGUGGCACGGGCAGGCAGAGCGCUUCGAAACUGGCCACCUUCAUGAACGACUUCAACCUCUUCCAGAUUGAGAUCACGAAGAGCUACGGCAAGAACGAAUGGCGCGACGAUCUCAAACGCAUCAUGAUAAAGACCGGCGUGGAGUCCAAACCCACCGUCUUUCUGUUCAGCGACAGUCAGAUCAAAGAUGAAUCCUACGUGGAAGACAUCAACAUGCUGCUGAACACAGGAGACAUCCCAAACAUCUUCCCAGCCGACGAGAAGGCAGAGAUUCUCGAAAAGAUGCAAGGCGUGGCCAGAGCAGAAGGGAAGAGAAUUGAAGCCAGUCCACUUGCACUGUAUAAUUUCUUCAUUGAAAAAGUACGAACUAAUCUGCACAUUGUGUUAGCCAUGAGUCCAAUCGGAGAUGCCUUUCGGAAUCGUUUACGAAUGUUUCCGUCGCUUAUAAAUUGCUGCACCAUUGACUGGUUCCAAGACUGGCCAAGAGAUGCUUUAGAAAUGGUGGCAUAUAAAUUUUUGGAAGAUGUAGACUUGGAGUACGAUGUCAGGAAAGAAGUUGUUUCAUUGUGCAAGUAUUUUCAAAUGAGUGCAAGGAAGCUUUCAGAAAAGUAUUUUUCUACUUUGCGGAGACCUAACUAUGUGACACCGACCUCCUAUCUGGAGUUAAUUAUGACUUUCAAACAUCUGAUUACCGUGAAGAGACAUGAAGUUGAACUGAUGAAAAACCGGUACCUUGUGGGUCUUGAAAAGCUGCAGUUCGCAUCUUCACAGGUGUCUGUAAUGCAGAAGGAGCUGACGGACUUGCAGCCAGAGCUCAUUAAAACGUCUGCCGAGACCGACAGGAUGAUGGUAAAAAUUGAAGAUGAAACAGUUGAAGUCGAUGCCAAGAAAGAACUUGUGUCGGGAGAUGAACAAAUAGCGAACGAGGCUGCAGCUGCCGCCAAAGAAAUCAAGGAUGAAUGUGAGGGUGACCUGGCUGAAGCCAUGCCAGCACUGGAGGCUGCUGUAGGAGCGCUGGACACCUUGAAACCUGCUGACAUCACUGUAGUGAAGACCAUGCAAAACCCGCCAGGCCCAAUCAAGCUGGUGAUGGAAAGUAUCUGUGUAAUGAAAGGAGUAAAACCAGAGAGAAAACCAGAUCCAAGUGGCUCAGGCAAAAUGAUUGAAGACUACUGGGGCCCAUCUAAAAAGGUCCUUGGUGACUUGAAGUUCCUUGAAAGCCUAAAGACUUAUGACAAGGAUAAUAUUCCAUCUGCAGUCAUGAAGCGGAUUCGAGAAAAGUUUAUAGAUCAUCCGGAUUUUCAGCCCGCCGUGAUCAAAAAUGUAUCGUCCGCUUGCGAAGGGCUGUGUAAGUGGGUCCGAGCCAUGGAAGUGUAUGAACGGGUAAUCAAGGUGGUCAGCCCAAAACGUGAGCGCCUGAGGUUAGCAGAAGCAGAGCUUGCUAUCCAGAUGGACAAGCUGAACAUUAAACGAGGGGAGCUGAAGGAGGUGGAAGACAAACUGCAGAAGCUAAAUGACGAGUUUGACGUGAUGAAUAGCAAAAAAAAGGACUUAGAAAACAGCAUAGAGCUUUGUUCACAGAAGCUGGUGCGUGCCGAAAAGCUGAUAGGUGGGCUUGGCGGAGAAAAGUCUAGAUGGACUGAAGCUGCCCAUAAUCUCGAACUGAUUUACAGAGACCUAACUGGAGACGUGCUUCUAUCAUCGAGCACCGUAGCCUAUCUGGGAGCGUUCACUGUCGAUUACCGUAUUGAGUGUCAAGACGAGUGGCACAUGUUGUGUAAGGAGAAAAAGAUCCCUUGCUCCGACUUUUUCUCCUUGAAUCACACAUUAGGAGACCCCGUGAAGAUCCGUGCUUGGCAGAUUGCGGGAUUGCCCAUUGACUCUUUCUCCAUUGACAAUGGGAUCAUUACAUCCCAAUCUCGGAGAUGGCCUUUGAUGAUUGAUCCUCAAGGUCAGGCAAACAAGUGGGUCAAAAAUAUGGAGAAAACCAACCGGCUUGGAGUAAUAAAACUCUCUGACAGUAACUAUGUGAGGAUUUUAGAAAACUCUAUUCAGUUUGGCACCCCUGUCUUACUGGAAAAUGUUGGUGAGGAGCUUGAUGCAAUGCUUGAGCCUAUACUACUGAAGCAGACAUUCAAACACCAGGGAGUAGAAUGCAUGCGGUUGGGGGAAAACAUUAUUGAGUACUCGCAUGACUUCAAAUUCUACAUAACCACUCGUUUGAGGAACCCGCACUAUCUCCCUGAGGUGGCAGUAAAAGUUUGCCUCUUGAACUUCAUGAUCACGCCACUGGGUCUCGAGGAUCAACUGCUGGGAAUUGUGGCCGCCAAAGAAAAGCCGGAACUGGAAGAAAAGAAGAAUCUUUUGAUCUUAGAGAGCGCAGCGAACAAAAAGCAACUCAAGGAAAUAGAGGACAAAAUUCUGGAAGUCUUAUCAAUGUCCCAGGGAAAUAUCUUAGAAGACGAAACUGCCAUCAAAGUGUUGUCCUCUUCCAAAUUGCUCUCAGAAGAAAUAUCUGAAAAGCAAAAGAUUGCGACUGCCACAGAGAAAGAAAUAGAUGCCACUCGAUUGGGUUACAAGCCUGUCGCUGUCCACUCAUCUAUUGUCUUCUUUUGCAUCUCCGAAUUAGCUAAUAUUGAACCAAUGUAUCAAUACUCGUUGACUUGGUUCAUUAACUUGUACAUAGUGUCCAUUGCAAACAGUGUGAAAAGUGAAAUCUUGGAAGAAAGGAUUGUGGGCAUCAUAGACCACUUCACAUUGAGCAUCUAUAACAAUGUCUGCCGCUCUCUGUUCGAAAAGGAUAAGCUGCUGUUUUCACUGCUUCUCAAUGUGGGGAUAAUGAAGGGCAAAGGGAACAUUGACGAAGAUUUGUGGCACUUCCUGCUAACUGGUGGCGUGGCUCUUGAUAAUCCACAUCCAAAUCCCGCUCCCGAAUGGCUAUCGGACAAAUCCUGGUCCGAGAUUGUCCGGGCGAGCAACAUGAAAAACCUGAAGGGUUUUAUGGAGCACGUACAGGAAAAUAUACAAAGUUGGAAAGAAAUUUAUGACUCGGCAAAACCUCAUGAAGAGAAUCUGCCAGAUGAGUGGAACUUUUUAACUGGAAUGGACCACUUGGUGGUUCUGAGGUGCUUCAGACCCGACAAGAUUAUCCCAGCGAUGCAAGAUUUCAUUUCUAAUGAAAUGGGCAGUACGUAUAUCGAACCCCCAACAUUUGACCUCGGAGGCAGCUAUGUGGAUUCCCAUUGCUGCGCUCCUUUAAUAUUCAUCCUGUCACCUGGUGCCGAUCCCAUGGCAGGCUUGCUGAAGUUUGCAGAUGAUCUUGGGAUGGGUGGUGGAAACACUCAAACAAUCUCGCUUGGUCAGGGCCAGGGACCUAUUGCAGGAAAAAUGAUCGAGUAUGCUCUUAAAGCGGGAACGUGGGUUGUGUUACAGAAUUGCCAUCUUGCAACGAGUUGGAUGCCUGCUCUGGAGAAAAUCUGCGAGGAAGUAAUAAUCCCAGAAAACACCAAACCUGCCUUCAGGUUGUGGCUGACGAGUUACCCAUCGGAUAAGUUUCCUGUCAGCAUCCUCCAGAACGGAAUAAAGAUGACCAACGAACCUCCGAAGGGUCUCAGGGCGAACAUGCUCCGUUCAUAUCUCAAUGACCCAAUCUCGGACCUUACCUUCUUCAGCAGCUGUGACAAACCAGAAGCCUGGCAAAAGCUUCUCUUCGGGCUUUGUUUCUUUCAUGCUCUCGUCCAAGAGAGGAGGAACUUUGGUGCACUCGGUUGGAAUAUCCCUUAUGAAUUUAAUGAGUCUGAUCUGCGAAUAAGCAUGAGGCAGAUCCAAAUGUUUUUGAAUGAAUAUGAAGAAGUACCACUGGAUGCUUUAAUUUACUUAACAGGUGAAUGUAACUAUGGUGGCAGAGUGACGGAUGAUAAAGACAGAGUCUUGCUUUUGUCCCUUCUAACCAUUAUUUACAACAAAGACAUAAUAGAAGAAGACCUUUAUAAGCUUGCUCCUGGCCCUGAAUACUUUGUCCCGCUUCAUGGUUCUUAUCAGUCCUACAUUGAUCACUUGCGAAACCUACCAGUCAUAUCUCAUCCGGAAGUCUUCGGACUUCAUGAAAAUGCCGACAUCACAAAAGAUAACCAGGAGACAAAUCAGCUGUUUGAGGGAGUUUUACUAACUCUUCCCAGGCAGGCCGGCGGCGCUGGGAAAUCUUCCCAAGACGCUGUUAGAGAUAUUGCUGUAGACAUCUUGUCUAAACUACCAAAUGAUUUCAACUUGGAACUGGUGAUCAAAAAGUAUCCAGUGGUGUAUGAGGAAUCCAUGAACACAGUUCUCAGACAGGAACUUAUUCGAUUUAACAGGCUCACCGAAGUUGCACGCACCAGCCUUCUAAACAUUGGUAAAGCUAUCAAAGGGCUUGUGGUAAUGUCUUCUGAACUGGAGAAUGUGUUUGAGAGUAUGCUGAUGGGGAAGGUUCCAUCAAUGUGGGCAGCCAAGUCCUAUCCAUCACUCAAACCGCUGGGCAGUUAUGUGUCAGACUUACUGCAGAGGUUGCAGAUUUUUCAGGACUGGAUAGACCAUGGACCACCAAAUGUAUUUUGGAUAUCUGGAUUUUACUUCACUCAGUCUUUCUUGACUGGUGUUUCACAGAAUUAUGCAAGAAAAUACACUAUACCUAUUGAUCAUAUUGGAUUUGAAUUUGAGGUCAUGAAAGAAGAAAAUGACAUGAAUGAAAAAGUAAAAGACGGAGCCUAUGUCAAAGGCCUAUUUUUGGAAGGAGCUCGCUGGGAUAGGGAGAACAUGGUUAUUGGAGAGUCGCUUCCAAAAAUUCUGUACGAUAGUUUGCCCAUCAUCUGGCUGAAACCAGGAAAGAGUUCAGAAUUUCUGCAUCAAAACAUAUACUUAUGUCCAGUCUACAAAACCAGUGCUCGCAGAGGUACCUUAUCCACAACUGGCCACUCAACAAAUUAUGUACUUUCAAUAGAGCUUCCAUCAGACAAGCCACAAAGACACUGGGUAAACCGUGGUGUGGCAGUUCUGUGUCAGCUGGAUGAUUAACAACUCUCUGGAGUCACUGAAUUGUGUGUUAAACUUUCAGUAAAUAUUCAAAUAUUACUGACCGUGACUAUAUUGUGAAAACUCACCUUGUUGAGUCUGGAGAGUAAAUAAACCUGAUUUUAUUGAAAAAAAGCAUAUGUUUUUUUCUCUCACUAAUUUACUUAUUAAUAACAGGCCAGUGUGUCAAAGUUAAAUUAUGAUGAAUCUGCACUGGAAAAUAAAAUAUUCAAAAGUAUUAAACCUGAAAUUAUUAUUUGUG
Messenger RNA from Callorhinchus milii (elephant shark), 12355 nucleotides. RefSeq names its product dynein axonemal heavy chain 3 (gene dnah3). Lineage: Eukaryota; Metazoa; Chordata; Chondrichthyes; Chimaeriformes; Callorhinchidae. Gene Ontology annotation, cellular component: dynein complex. Gene Ontology annotation, biological process: microtubule-based movement. The transcript is spliced from 60 exons. The coding region runs from base 1 to 12096 and encodes 4031 amino acids. The record is from RefSeq and is a predicted model, not a curated record. Gene Ontology annotation, molecular function: minus-end-directed microtubule motor activity; dynein intermediate chain binding; ATP hydrolysis activity.